AUGAAUAGAUUCGGUCACUCACUCGUGUCCUGUCAGCUUCAUAGAAUCGAUGACAAGGGUAAUGAAAAGGAUCCUAUUGAAUUUAAGGAUGCAUUCAACGCUUUUAGAAGACUUACCAACACUCAAGGCGAACUCGAGAUGAUUACCAGAGGUUUGUGUAUCCAGCCGUCACAAAAUCUUGAUGAAAAGAUUGCUGAUGGGCUUAGAGAUUUCUUGUUUGGUCCCAACGUUCGUUUGGAUCUAGCUGCGAAUGACAUUCAACGAGGACGUGAUGCAGGUCUUCCAUCCUUCAACGACAUGAGAAAGAGUUUAGGCCUCCAGCCACUCACAGCCUCCGACAUGACAUCCAAUGCUUAA
This is a messenger RNA of Naegleria lovaniensis, 357 nucleotides long. RefSeq lists its product as uncharacterized. The transcript has a single exon. The record is from RefSeq and is a predicted model, not a curated record. Gene Ontology annotation, molecular function: peroxidase activity; heme binding. Lineage: Eukaryota; Heterolobosea; Eutetramitea; Acrasida; Naegleriidae. Gene Ontology annotation, biological process: response to oxidative stress. Bases 1 to 357 code for a protein of 118 amino acids.